Messenger RNA from Lachancea lanzarotensis, 669 nucleotides. It is a transcript of the gene BIO4, whose product is annotated as LALA0S01e18778g1_1. Gene Ontology annotation, biological process: biotin biosynthetic process. NCBI's taxonomy places the organism in Eukaryota, Fungi, Ascomycota, Saccharomycetes, Saccharomycetales, Saccharomycetaceae. The record is from RefSeq and is a predicted model, not a curated record. The coding region runs from base 1 to 669 and encodes 222 amino acids. Gene Ontology annotation, molecular function: dethiobiotin synthase activity; ATP binding; magnesium ion binding. The transcript has a single exon.
AUGGCAUCGCCAAUAGUAUUCGUCACUGGCACUGAUACAGAUAUCGGUAAAACAUUCACGAGCGCUUUGCUCGCACAGAAAUGGAAAGCAAACUACUGGAAACCCGUUCAAACCGGACUUGACAGCGACCCCGGUGACACGAAAACAGUAGCGGGUUUUUGUAAAGACAGGAAGCAUAUGCCACAUUUCUUCAAUCCUCGGUACUCGCUCCAAAAACCGUUGUGUCCUCUUGAUGCCAUGCAUUUUGAGCCAGAAUAUGACAUCAAAUUGUCGGACUUCUCAGUACCAGAAGAACUUGCCGAUCAGCCUUUGAUCAUAGAAGGAGCCGGUGGUAUCUACGUUCCUAUUACUAAGAAGUUGGAAAUCACUACCCAUCUUAUCAAAAGACUGCAGGAAACAACUCAAAGGCCAAUCAAAAUUGUGGUCGUCGCUAGAAGUGGACUGGGAACCUUAAACCACACCUUGCUGACUUUAGAGCACUUAAACCGGGCGGGACUCAAGGAUCGGGUAGCAGGAUGCAUUCUGAACGGUCCGAAGAAUCCCCAAAACUCUGCAACGCUAAAAGCCUUCGGAGCAAGUAUUUUGGCGGAAGUAGACCACUGUGACAGCGAGAGCGACAUCACGGCGGCUAUAGCGGAGAUCCCUGAUCUAGCCACCCUUUUCCAAUAA